Molecule: messenger RNA, 1251 nt
Organism: Cephus cinctus (wheat stem sawfly)
Lineage: Eukaryota; Metazoa; Arthropoda; Insecta; Hymenoptera; Cephidae
Gene: wol
Product: dolichyl-phosphate beta-glucosyltransferase
Exons: 5
Coding region: 105-1091 (328 amino acids)
Cellular component (GO): endoplasmic reticulum membrane
Source: RefSeq, a predicted model, not a curated record
UCCAUGUGGCGCGAAUACUCCGAAGAAUACGUGGCACGAAAUUUACGCCAUUUAGACACUUUAAGUGUUCAAAGUGUUACAUUUGAUCGAUCUCUAACACCAGGAUGAUCACCUUAGAGUGCUUGAUUGUUUAUAUUCUUUUACUUGGCCUAGUCUUCGCCACAGUGCUUAGUAUUAUACUAUACAUAACAACACAGCCUUAUCCAAAAGUAUGGAGACACGAGGAUGAAAAAUAUUUCUAUAAUGCCUUAAUGGACAAGAAAGAACCAUUUCCAUCUCUCUAUGACGAUUGGAGCAUUAACUUAAGUGUGGUUGUUCCUGCCUACAAUGAAGAAGAGAGAUUACCCCCGAUGCUUGAUGAAUGCUUAGAAUACUUGGAACAUUGUCGAAAAUCAGGCUUCACAUAUGAAAUCAUUGUUGUCAGUGAUGGCAGUAGUGACAAUACUGUGAAAGUUGCAGAAAGCUAUGCAAUGAAAUAUAACACUGUUAGAGUGCUGGCUCUAGUAAAAAAUCGCGGGAAAGGUGGGGCUGUGAGAUUGGGUGUGGAAAGUUCACGAGGUAGUGCAAUUUUGUUUGCUGAUGCCGAUGGUGCCACAAAAUUCAAUGAUUUAGAAAAGUUGGACGAUAGCAUGACAGAUAUUUUAGGAUUCAAUUAUAUAAAUGAACCAGAAAAAACAGCUACUGCACAAGCUGUUGUAUGUGGUUCUCGUGCUCACCUAGAGAAAGAAGAAACUGCUAAACGAUCUUUUUUUCGUUUAUUUUUGAUGCAUGGCUUCCAUUUUUUGGUUUGGUUUCUGUGCGUGAGGGGAAUUCGAGAUACUCAGUGCGGAUUUAAAUUAAUGACCCGUAACUCUGCGAGAAUCCUCUUUCGGUCACUUCACGUGGAGAAGUGGGCAUUCGACGUAGAGAUGCUUUAUAUAGCACAAACGUUAAACAUUCCAAUAACGGAAAUAGCUGUGAACUGGAUGGAAAUUGAAGGAUCCAAAAUCGUACCGUUUUGGAGCUGGUUACAAAUGGGUCGUGAUCUAGUGCUUAUAUGGCUACGCUAUAGAAUAGGCGCGUGGAGAAUACAAAAAAUAAAAGAUCACUAAUGUCGUUUUUUUUCUGGCGAUAUAUAGACAUACAAAUCUGUUGCGUGAACUUAGUUUUUUCUGGUAAAGUCGUAUGCUGUAAGUAUACGUCACACAUUACUUGAGAAUGUAAUAUAUUUUUCCUUAUAAAAGUUCAAUAAUAAAAUUGAAUCCUUUUUAA